Messenger RNA from Trichomonas vaginalis G3, 2814 nucleotides. RefSeq lists its product as uncharacterized. The record is from RefSeq and is a predicted model, not a curated record. NCBI's taxonomy places the organism in Eukaryota, Parabasalia, Trichomonadida, Trichomonadidae. The coding region runs from base 1 to 2814 and encodes 937 amino acids. The transcript has a single exon.
AUGCUUUCUUUCUUAUUAUUCUUAGCAUAUGGAGAUAUUCCACGAAUUGAGUUAAAGCUAGGGUACGGCGAAUAUCUUAUUUCGGAACUUUCUAUUGUUCAGCUUAUGAAUAAAUCGUAUUUAAAUUAUCAAUUAUCAGCAAUUUUUCUGAACAACGAAGAUUUUCAAAAUGUACCAAGAAAAGUAACUGGUGGUUUUGACAAUAUAUUCUCUGUUGUUAAACCAUGGAGGCCACCAACUGUUCUCAAAUGCAUUGUUUUUAGAAAUACUGGCGAAAAAGAAAUUAUGGCCAUCGUUGAUGGAGCUAACGAAUCAUACAAUACUAUAGAUAUGGAAAUAAUUAAUAAAAUUUCUACAAUUGUAUUCGUAAGUUCAACAGAAUUUAAUUAUAAAUUCAAAAAUACAACUAAAUGCAAUUUCAUGAUCGGACCAGAUUCCGAUAAAACAGAAGUGACAGAUGAUUUUGAUAUCGGAAAUCAAAAACUGUUUUUCUUACAAUGCAAACCAUCAAUUAUACAUUAUAAAGCAGAGAAAAUAAACAAAUCACAAGAAACUGAAGGAUAUGUUGUAGAUUAUAAAGAUUAUUAUAAUCAUGCAAUUAUAGGUGUGGAAGGUUAUGAAUUUCAUGAAGGAUUAAGACUUCCAAACUCUGGUAAAUACGAACUAGUUAUUGGCAAUGAAUCACAAACAAUUUAUCUAAGUAAAGACAGCAACAAAAAAUUCCUUGUCGUUUCUCAUCAAAACAAAAACGUUCUUAUCCAAAAUCAACAGACAAACCAAUGGUCAGACUUUCCAAACAUUUCAUUGAUGAAUGGCCAAUUGGUGGUUAAGUCAAAUUCAGGAAGUGUUCAAAGUCUUAAAUUAGUUAUCAUUGAAGGAGAUUAUUCUAACUAUUCUACCAUUGAUGUUGUUCUAAAUAUUGAAGAGAAUAAGCAACUUGUCGGAAAGAUUAACGGUGAUGAUCAUCUUCGUAUUUUAACAGUUUUUGCAUCAUGGGAUCCAAUUUCAUUUAAGCAAUAUUGGACAUAUGAUUGCGAACCAGGAAAUGAUUUUCCUGUAAGUAAUUUAUACACAAAAUAUCCUAUCGAUCCUUUUGGAACAUUUCAAGGAGUAACAACAAUUACUUUUGACUUCAACCCUCAAAAUCAGAUGGAUUUCAGUGUCUAUGAUUUUAAUAUAACAAGUGAAGUUUCAGAAGAUUUGAAUCGCGGAAUAUUCCACUUUGGAAAUAAGCCAGUUAUCAACGAAGAUCCAGACUAUCAAAAGUUCAAUUACACUUAUUGCAGUCAGCCAAAGAGUUUUCAUUACAUUUUAAAUACCAGUAGCCCGACUCAAUUAGUAGUGUUUAAUUUCUUAUAUGAUGGCGCACUUGGAUUGCUGACGUUUAAUUAUCCACAGACAGCUACCCUUAGUAAUGGAACAAAUCUAGAACCAGUGUACAUGCUAACAAGUCGUUCGAAGUUAGUCCUUAAUAUUAAACCUUUGUAUCCAACUUCUACAUAUUAUGAUAGAGGAACUUGCAUAAUUGAACAAAACAUUUCCCAAUAUACAGGUAUUGACAUAUUUUUCAAUGCAAUAGAUCUUAAAUUCACCUCCGAACAAUUUGGAAACGCAAGUCCCCUGAUAAUUCUCUUAUUCAGUGAAACGGUUACUUAUUAUUAUGGAAAUCCUCAAGUUAAAGAUGGAGAGUAUUUCAUAUUUAGGGCUCCACCUACUGUUUAUAAAAUAAAUGGAAACGUCCCUGAAUGGUAUAUAAGAAAGCGUUACUAUGUCCCUGGCUUUGAAUCAAGUAUUGAUAAACUUACUGAUUCAAUGUUUUUGAUGGGAGGUGAUGCAAGAUCAUUUGUUGCCACAAGUACUCCAUUCUAUAUUUACUGGUUUACAAUGACACGAGAUGUUGAUCACACAAGACCUAUUUUCAUGAAAACAGAUGGACUGAAUAUUACUAAAGGCCAAGGAAGGCAGUAUAUAGUUACAUCAGACUAUCCACAAGAAAUUAUUGUUUACCUUCAAGACUUUUAUACAAAUUCAUGGGGAAAUUGGAACCGUUAUGAAUUAAAUGGAGCAAUAAAUGUUAUUGAUGAUAUGCCUUUGUAUUAUGAAUUCGAUCCCAACAGUAGUGUUAUUUGCACAAUAUUUUCAAUUUAUAACUUCUCUGCAAUAAUAGAAGUAGUCAAUGGUAGUGUAGAUGUCGCAUAUUAUGGUAAAAUUAAUGAGCCAACAAAGCUUACACGAAUAUACUAUAGCGAUUAUCAUAGACAGACUACUUUCAAUGAUGUCAAUUUUAUUCAGUUUAAUUAUCCAGGAUCGGGCAUACUCAAAAUAAGCAAUAUAACAUUUUCUGAACCUAAUAUUUCCUACGAAGGAUACUUAAGUUAUGAAAACAUUUCAUUGACUCCACAUUAUAUACCUUCUCCAACUCCAACUCCUCUUCCUCCAACUGCAACACCAAUUCCACCAACACCAACUCCUAUCCCUCCAACACCAACACCAAAGACUCCAUCUCCAACAGAAAGCACUCCUGGACCAACAGAAACUAUCCCAACUGUGACAACAACAUCAUCAAUUGGUCCUUCUUUAAACACUCCAUCACCAACACAAGUAAUUCCUCCAACUCAAGAGUCAUCUGAAUCCGGAAAUCAAGACCCAGAUAAGGACAAAUCCGAUGACCAAAAAUCAAAUAAAGGAAAAGUAAGUGGUGGAGCAAUCGCUGGAAUUAUCAUUUUUCAUACUAAAAACGUAAAAAAAAGUUUAUUCAAGUAUUUUAUUUUUAAACAUAUUGAAUUAAGAGAUAUAAGUCAAGGCUUUAAAUGA